Messenger RNA from Phacochoerus africanus (Common warthog), 6951 nucleotides. It is a transcript of the gene SATB1, whose product is annotated as SATB homeobox 1. The record is from RefSeq and is a predicted model, not a curated record. The transcript has 12 exons. Gene Ontology annotation, molecular function: DNA-binding transcription factor activity, RNA polymerase II-specific; RNA polymerase II cis-regulatory region sequence-specific DNA binding. NCBI's taxonomy places the organism in Eukaryota, Metazoa, Chordata, Mammalia, Artiodactyla, Suidae. Gene Ontology annotation, biological process: regulation of transcription by RNA polymerase II; chromatin remodeling. The coding region runs from base 995 to 3277 and encodes 760 amino acids.
CGUCCAUGGGCAGGGAGGGGGUCCUCGGAGCUGUCGUCAGCGAGGGCCGAAUCAAAAGUGGCAUUUUAGUGCCUUUCCGGGGCUUUUUCCGCGACCUACUGCCCCCCACCCUCGCAGCCCGGCUGUAGAUGCCCUGGUUGGGGGCGCGAGGCUGUGGGAAGAAAGUUUAAGGUUUGUUAAUAUCAGUCGCAAUUGUUGGGGAGGGGGCGGGGGCAAUCGGAGGGGAGCCGAGCCGGCCUUCCCCUCCCUGCGUUCUCUGGGGUGACUGGAGAAUAAUAUUGCAAGUGACAGCCAGAAGUAGACUUUCUGUCCUCACACCGAAGAACCCCAGCGAGCAGGAGGGAGGGAGGGAAUCGAAGGGACCUUUCUUGCCUUUCUGGAGACCUUGUCCGCAGUGAUUUUUUUUUUCUUUUUUUUUUUUCUUUUUAAGAGAAUCUCCACUCGCCACCUCGCCUCCCCAGCACCACCACAGUGUACCGCUCAUAACGGGUUUUGCUUUGUUUUUACGAUUUCCCCCCCAAGGAAUCACUUGUCAGAUCAAUUUUAUCUUCUCCCUCCUCCCUGCCUCCCACUCUCCCCUCCUCCCCCAUCGAAAACCCAGUUCUCUGAGGUUAGACAUUUUACAAACCAUAUAUGUUGUUUUACGAAUUGUGAUUUUUUUUUUAACCCCCCUCUCCCAUGGCUACUCUUCUAGACGCUUAUUUCUGCCCUUCCCCCGUUUAGGGGGGGCGGGGGUAGGGGAAGAGAAAAUAAUACAAUUUCAGGGGAAGUCGCCUUCAGGUCUGCUGCUGCUUUUUUUUUUUUUUUUUUAAUUAAAAAAAAAGGACAUAGAAAACAUCAGUCUUGAACUUCUCUUCAAGAACCCGGGCUGCAAAGGAAAUCUCCUUUGUUUUUGUUAUUUAUAUGCUGUCAAGUUUUGAAGUGGUCACAGUGAAAGCUUGGCCUGGAUUGUGCCGGCCAUAUGGAAUGGGUGAUCUUUACAGAGUAACUGAGUAUGGAUCAUUUGAACGAGGCAACUCAGGGGAAAGAACAUUCAGAAAUGUCUAACAAUGUGAGUGAUCCGAAGGGUCCACCAGCCAAGAUUGCCCGCCUGGAGCAGAACGGGAGCCCACUAGGAAGAGGAAGGCUUGGGAGCACAGGUGCAAAAAUGCAGGGAGUGCCUUUAAAACACUCGGGCCAUCUGAUGAAAAACAACCUUAGGAAAGGAACCAUGCUACCAGUUUUCUGCGUGGUGGAACAUUAUGAAAAUGCCAUCGAAUAUGAUUGCAAGGAGGAGCAUGCGGAAUUUGUAUUGGUGAGAAAGGAUAUGCUUUUCAACCAGCUGAUAGAAAUGGCCUUGCUGUCUCUGGGUUAUUCGCAUAGCUCUGCUGCCCAGGCCAAAGGGCUAAUCCAGGUUGGAAAGUGGAAUCCAGUUCCACUGUCUUAUGUGACAGACGCCCCUGAUGCUACAGUGGCAGAUAUGCUUCAAGAUGUGUAUCAUGUGGUCACACUGAAAAUUCAGUUACACAGUUGCCCCAAACUGGAAGACCUGCCCCCAGAGCAGUGGUCGCACACCACCGUCAGGAACGCACUGAAGGACUUACUGAAGGAUAUGAAUCAGAGUUCCUUGGCCAAGGAGUGCCCCCUUUCACAGAGUAUGAUUUCUUCCAUUGUGAACAGUACUUACUAUGCAAAUGUCUCAGCAGCAAAAUGUCAAGAAUUUGGAAGGUGGUACAAACAUUUCAAGAAGACAAAAGACAUGAUGGUUGAGAUGGAUAGUCUUUCCGAACUAUCCCAGCAAGGUGCCAACCACGUCAACUUUGGCCAGCAGCCGGUCCCAGGGAACACAGUGGAGCAGCCUCCAUCCCCCGCGCAGCUCUCCCACGGCAGCCAACCCUCUGUCCGGACCCCUCUUCCGAACCUGCACCCUGGGCUCGUGUCAACACCCAUCAGUCCUCAAUUGGUCAACCAGCAGCUGGUGAUGGCCCAGCUGCUGAACCAGCAGUAUGCAGUGAACAGACUUCUAGCCCAGCAGUCCUUAAACCAACAAUACUUGAACCACCCUCCCCCUGUCAGUAGAUCUAUGAAUAAGCCUUUGGAGCAACAGGUUUCCACCAACACAGAGGUGUCUUCCGAAAUCUACCAGUGGGUACGUGAUGAACUGAAACGGGCAGGAAUCUCCCAGGCAGUAUUUGCACGUGUGGCUUUUAACAGAACUCAGGGCUUGCUCUCAGAAAUCCUCCGAAAGGAAGAGGACCCCAAGACAGCAUCCCAGUCUUUGCUGGUAAACCUUCGGGCUAUGCAGAAUUUCUUGCAGUUACCGGAAGCUGAAAGAGAUCGAAUUUACCAGGAUGAAAGGGAAAGGAGCUUGAAUGCAGCCUCUGCUAUGGGUCCUGCCCCCCUGAUAAGCACACCGCCCAGCCGCCCUCCCCAGGUGAAAACAGCUACUAUUGCCACGGAGAGGAAUGGGAAACCAGAGAACAAUACCAUGAACAUUAAUGCUUCCAUUUACGAUGAGAUUCAGCAGGAAAUGAAGCGCGCUAAAGUUUCCCAGGCACUGUUUGCAAAGGUUGCAGCAACCAAAAGCCAGGGGUGGUUGUGUGAGCUGUUACGCUGGAAAGAAGAUCCAUCUCCAGAAAACAGGACCCUGUGGGAGAACCUCUCCAUGAUCCGAAGGUUCCUCAGCCUCCCUCAGCCAGAACGUGAUGCCAUUUAUGAACAGGAGAGCAACGCGGUGCAUCACCAUGGUGACCGGCCUCCCCACAUCAUCCACGUGCCCGCAGAGCAGAUUCAGCAGCCACCUACUCAGGCGCAGCCACAGCCAGCGCCGCCCCCAGCUCAGGCUCAGGCGCAGCAGCCACAGGCCGGGCCCCGGCUCCCCCCGCGGCAGCCCACAGUGGCCGCGCCGGCUGAGGCGGAGGAAGACAGCAGGCAGAAGGCAAGACCACGGACCAAGAUCUCAGUGGAGGCGCUGGGCAUCCUGCAGAGCUUCAUCCAGGACGUGGGCUUGUACCCAGACGAGGAGGCCAUCCAGACUCUGUCCGCCCAGCUGGACCUGCCCAAGUACACCAUCAUCAAGUUCUUUCAGAAUCAGCGGUACUAUCUCAAGCAUCACGGCAAGCUGAAGGACAACUCGGGCCUGGAGGUGGACGUGGCCGAGUACAAGGAGGAGGAGUUACUUAAGGAUUUGGAGGAGAGUGUGCAAGACAAAAAUGCUAACACCCUUUUCUCGGUGAAACUAGAAGACGAGCUGGCGGUGGAAGGGAACACAGACAUUAACGCUGACGUCAAAGACUGAGAGGUCUCCUCCUCCAUCAGCACCACUGGUAUUGACUACACGGAGCGUCCACUCUGUACGCGCUCAGCAAACCUUGUCCAUUGUUUGGCCAAUGAAUCUUCAGAAACUUGCACAAACAGGAAAGCCGCAAACGGAUGAUACAGACUGCACUAAAUGUUUUACUCUCUUUUACAAACUGCUUGGCAGCCCCAGGUGAAGCAUCGAGGAUUGUUUGGUAUUAAAAAUGAAAAUUUGUGUUCACGGGACACACCCAGGUGUGUACCCUGUAAGCAUGAUACCAGUGAUUUUUUUUUAAUUAUUAUUAUUCUGGAGCCUCAAACAAGCAUUAUAACUUCUGUGAUUAUUAUUUUCUUUAAUUAUUUCUGUAACACUUCACACUGAUCUUUGGAAACUCGCCCCUUGUUUUAAAAAAAGAAAAAGAAAAAAAGAGUUUGUUACUCUAUUGUAUGUUACAAAAGAACUAUAGACUGUGGAAUGCAGUUUAAAGAUGACAUAUGCCAACAAAUGCCUUGUAUUAUAUGGCACUGCCGUAAUUCAAAUUUGUUUUUAUUUUGGAAAUAAAAGUUCACUGUAAUUUUUUUUUCAUUCUCAUCGUUACAUGAUUUUUUAAAAAAUGAAAAGAAAAUGUGAAACACAAUUUAGUCCUCAUUAUUUAUUUGUAGAUCCUGCAGCAUCAUGUUGUAAUUAAUUUUUUGGAAGUUUCUGUUAAAUGUAAUAUUGCUUCUCUUGUUACCAUACUGAUUCUUUUCUAUUUAUAAAUGUAUUUUGAUGGGCAGUAAAACAAAGUGUCUUAAAAGUUUUAAAUAGAUAAAAUGUGCUUUACACAGUUGCCUAUAAAAAGUGCUCUAUGUUAUCCAAGCAAUUCAUACUAUAAGCUUCACUCUUAUUGUUGUAUGCAAUUUUUACUAUCAUGCAAAUAAGCUUAGGUAAAUAAAACUAAUAGAUCACCUUAGAAAAUUAUGCAAUUAAUGUGAAAAUAAUUGAUGUUGCAAUGUGUCUUCCUUUGGUUUACAAUCAAUUUUAAAGCUACAUCUGUAUAAAAUUUCUGUAUAAAGGUGUAUUUCUUUUUUAUGAGUUUAUGGCUAUGAAAACACCAGCUAUUUUGUUACAGCUGGCUGUUUUUAUAAGUGUAUCACAAUUUUCUUUAUGCAGAAAUGUUCUGAUUAGGAGUGGUUAUUGACUGUAACUACACAAUUAAAAUUGUUUGUUAUGGUAUGACAUGGUAGGGUUUGUCUGCUUAUGUGAAGUUACAUAAAAGAGUCAAAGAUGGCCCUCAGUUAGAUGCAUGUUAAUACUUUCUUGAUAUUUUACUGAUUUUAAAAAGAGCAAUGAAAAAGUCACUUAAAACACUGUAAAUUUAAAUCACAGACACAUGCUCAUUUUUAAAGUUUAACAAAGAAGAUGAUAAUCUGGUUUGGGUUAACAUUUUACUUAGCAAACAAGAGAUAGCAGGAUCGUCAAAAAAAGGACUUGCCAACAAAGACAUCAGAUCAGUCUUUAGCAGUAUGUGCUUAGAAUGGAUUCAUUUGCAUUUACUUCACAAUACUUCCAUCAUGGCAACAGUUUUUUUUAAUCUGAUGUAUAAGUAUUUUUAAAGGCCAUUAAUAGUAACAUAAGUAAGGGGGAAAAUGGACCUUCUGUAUAAAAACUCCUUAGUAAGCAAUGUAUUUUUUUAAGUUGUAAAUGGAAUAUAACUUCAAAACUCUGAGCUCAUUUUGUUGUUUAUGUUAUAUCUAUAAGAACUCCAUGAAGAAAAUAAGAAUAACACACCUGGAAUUUAAACAUGCUCGUCAAAACUCUUGCAACAUAAAACUCAGUAAACUCCCAAGAUAUAAAAUGAAGUGUGGAAAUGAGAGUCAUGGAAAUGAUUGAGGCCAGUGUUGCAGUUUUUAAAUAUUUUUUUAACUUUCAUUUUAUAUUUUGCUUCUUUUUAAGAUUUCGUAUUUGUUAUGGGGUGUCUGGGUUCCUUUGGUUCUGAAAUCACCCACUCUCUAUCUUUACCCUGGGUCCUGAUCUCAUAGGCAGGCAACUGGACUGCUUUAUUGAACUUAAGAAACUAAAAUAGCAUCCCUGGAAACUACCAAUUCAUCUUUCAAAGUUCCUGUCUACCUUUGAAGCACAGCUGAACUACUCCAAAGGCAGCUGGUUUGCUGUAAACUUUAAAAUUAUAUUGAAAAAAUUUUCAAUUCUUUUUAUUAAAUGAGAGAGCAGCUUUUAAACAUUCUUAUGACUAGGAUUCAGAGAGUCAUUUAAGCAAAAGGAAGUUGAGUUAAAACAGAAACUAGAUUUUAACAUGUAUUGGAAAAUAAUAAAUAGAAACUAGUAUACGAUGACAUUUAAAAAAAAAUCUUCUUUCUUUUCUCUGAGUUUAAGGGGAAAAGCCAGAGCCAAGGGUAUGUUUUUUUUUGUUGGUGUUUUUCGAUUGUUUUUAAAGAGCACAACACCUACUAUAAGGUGUCAAAUUUUAAUAAUAACUUUUUUAGAAGAAUUUAGGUUGCACAGAAGAUUUUCUCAUUCACAGUAACCUAACUUCUUUGGAAAUAACAUUUUCAGUGAAUUGAUGAGUGUGUGUAAGACAUCAACAUGACAAUACUAAUAAAAUUCUCAUUCAGACCCUCUAACUUAAAGAAAGCAGCACAAUCUUGCUCACUUUGUAUUUUAAGACAAAAAAAACCACAAAGCAUAUGUCGAUAAACAAGGAUGGUCAUGAUGGAGUGAGCAAAAUUAUUUUUCAGGGAAGAUGGCACAUUUUGCAAACAAUUUGUCUGCAUUACCUUCCACAUUGAGCUCCCCCAAUGUCAUCAUUUGCUCAUACCAUUCCCAGUGCUGCCAAUGGCUGUGGUAAAAUUCCUUCAACAAGCUUCAUCCUGUCCAAGUAUUUCAGAGACUUUUAAAAGCUGGGCAUGACAUAGCGCUUCGUGCUGUUAAGACCUUAGCAGAGUCAGGUAGUUUACGGGUAAUAUUCAACCUUGUGCAUCUGAAUCUGUCAUGGAUUCCUUCCCUCAGCACUUUGCCACUAAUUUGUAUUACACUCUGUGGCCAUAUAAUACUUGCACAUUAUGCAAAAAAUAAUGUUGAUAGUAUCUCCUUGGCACAUAAUAUGCAGAGUUGACACAUAACCUUUGAAAUCCAAGGUAACUAAUAUGUGUGCCCUACUUGUGUGGCACUUGAUUACAAAGCCUGUACAUAUUAUAUAUAAAAUGUGUAUUGAUUAACAUUUAGUCCUAAGGAAUUCUGAGCUUAAAGGAAGUGUUUUUCUCCAUUAGUGAUAUCUAUAUCUAAGUGUACUUCUCUAAAAUACAUAGCUUGAGUAGAAAACAUUUGCAAAUGGUUCAAGAUUGAGUGAAAAUGACAAUCCCAUACAUUCCAUUAUUCUAUUCUGCCCUAUUCAUUAUUGUUAUCAUUGGCUGAUAUUAAGGUCCUUGAUUGUCAUGAUAUUGUCAAUAAAUGAGGUAUUCUGAACUGCCUGGUGAUAUUUUCAAAAGAGAGCAAUUAAAAUGGGUACACCCUAUUAUGUAGGCAAUAGAAAUUGGACUGUUGUGUUAAAAGCAAGCCAGAAAUUUGCAUGAUAGUGUGGAAACCCAUAGAGGUGCAAAAAUAUUAAUCCUAUUUAAAAUAUCAAAAGAUACCAAUGCUAUAGUUUACCUUACAAAUAAAUAUUUUUUACUUUUCAA